GUCCUCUGGCCGGAGUGAAGCCACUUCCGGCCUCCCCGGCGCAUUCCUCAGUCCUCUUCCGGGUGAUGGCGGCCGGGUGCCCCGGAUGUAGCCCUGGCGCAAGCAUCUCUUCUUUGCCGCCUCACCUCCAGCGGAUCCCCAGGUGAGCGCGCGAGCGUGGGACCAUCCGAAUCCCCGUGGCCCUCUACUUUGUACGCAGCCCGGGACAGGUGGAGCUCACCACACGGAAUUGGGAGUUCGGAGCAGGGAGGAACGGGGCGGCGAGGGCGCCAGGUCCUGGGUCCGCCCGGGCCCCGCGAGCUCCGAGAGAGCCUGGCUUGAGGAACACCUUCUCUGCCCUGUCAUGCCAAAGAGGAAAGUGACCUUCCAAGGCGUGGGAGAUGAAGAGGACGAGGAUGAUAUCAGUGUCCCCAAGAAGAAGCUGGUGGACCCUGUGGCUGGGUCAGGGGGUCCUGGGAGCCGCUUCAAAGGCAAACACUCUUUGGACAGCGAUGAGGAGGAUGAUGACGAUGGGGGGUCCAGCAAAUAUGACAUCUUGUCCUCAGAGGAUGUAGAAGGUCAGGAGGCAGCCACACUCCCCAGCGAGGGGGGUGUGCGGAUCACACCUUUUAACCUGCAGGAGGAGAUGGAGGAAGGCCAUUUCGAUGCCGAUGGCAACUACUUCCUGAACCGGGAUGCUCAGAUCCGAGACAGCUGGCUGGACAACAUUGACUGGGUGAAGAUCCGGGAGCGGCCACCUGGCCAGCGCCAGACCUCAGACUCGGAGGAGGAGGAUGGCUUGGGCCAGACCCCAAUGAGUGCCCAAGCUCUCUUGGAGGGACUUUUGGAGCUCCUGUUGCCUAGAGAAACAGUGGCUGGGGCACUGAGGCGUCUGGGGGCCCGAGGAGGAGGCAAAGGGAGCAGCAAGGGGCCCGGACGACCCAAUUCCCCACAGCGCCUGGACCGGCUCUCUGGGUUGGCCGACCAGAUGGUGGCCCGGGGCAACCUUGGCGUGUACCAGGAAACUCGGGAACGGUUGGCCAUGAGGCUGAAGGGUUUGGGGUGCCAGACCCUGGGACCCCACAAUCCCACACCCCCACCCUCCCUGGACAUGUUUGCUGAGGAAGUGGCGGAGGGGGAACUGGAGACCCCAACCCCUACCCAGAAAGGAGAAGCAGAGUCGCCGGGAGAUGGUCUGGUGGAUGUGAUGUGGGAAUAUAAGUGGGAGAACACAGGGGAUGCCGAGCUGUAUGGACCCUUCACCAGCGCCCAGAUGCAGACCUGGGUGAGCGAAGGCUACUUCCCGGACGGUGUUUAUUGCCGGAAGUUGGACCCCCCUGGUGGUCAGUUCUACAACUCCAAACGCAUUGACUUUGACCUCUAUACCUGAGCCUGCUGGGGGCCCAGUUUGGUGGGCCCUUCUUUCCUGGACUUUGUGGAGGAGACCCCCAAGUGUCUCAGGCAGUGAGGAAAUUGGAGGCCAUUUUUCAGUCAAUUUCCCUUUUCCAAUAAAAGCCUUUAGUUGUGUAUUAGGGCCUUCGCUGUGCUGAUGGCCGGAAGCCAGAGGUCUUCUCCACAGCCUCUUUGGACUCACCUUGGUCCCUGAGUGUUUGCUCCCAUGAAGAUCCUCCAUGGAGGGGCCUGUCAGGCGUCCCGUGGCCUCCAUGCCUGGACUCUGCUUGCUGUGUAAACACCCCCAACUGUGUCACUCUCUGGUUCUCUCUGAGGUUUCUUGUUUGAUUCUCCUUAGGUCUGUGGCUUUCAGAAUUUCAGAUCCUUUGUUCUUGCAGCCACCAGGGAAUAGAACACCAGAAGGGGAGCUUUUAGGACCAGGAGGACCUGGGCAUCCAGAAGACACUGGGACCCUGUUGGGGGAGAGCAGGAAUCCUCUUACUCUCACUCCACCCUCUCAAGCUCCUUAGACGUUGGGCAGAAGUGAGAUGAGUGGCCCAAGACCAAGGCCUGUCCCUGAGGUUCUGAGAGCCAAUAUCUUCUCUAACCUGGCUUUCCUCUGUCCUUGCAGUUGUUCCCACAGCCCUUCAGGGAAGUGCAAACUCAGUGGCCAAGCAUGGGCCAAGUGUGUAGUGUACUGGCACAGAGAGGGGCAGUGACUCACUGGAGGUCACAGGAAUCAAAGGGCUGGCCCAGACCCAGUGGGCCCUUUCUCAGACUUUUCUUGGCACAAAGCCUUUGCUGUCUAGCCUUUGUGGCCCUUCGGCCUACAUUCUCUGGGCCCCACUAUGUGCCUGGCAGAGGGCUAGUGCCUUGAGGAAACUGAGGUAGCUGGGCUGGUCCCCGUCUAGGAAUUCAGAGUCUUGGUGGUAGGGGCAUGGAAGACAGACAGGUGUAAUUCUGUAGCCUGGGCCUGGCACCCCCACCAACACUGCCUUAUACCUCCCUUGCACCAUGCUAGAUGGUUUCUUCUACUUUUUCACUCUGGCUGUCCCUUGGAGUCUCCCAGGGAGCUGUAAUGUCUUUUUGGAGAUUCAGAUUGAGUUGGUCUAGGUUGUGGCCCAGGCAUUGGGUUUUUCAGAAGCCCCCAGGUGUUUCCAGCACACAGCCAGGCCAAGAGCCCCUGGGCCUAACCCCCAUGGUUGAUGCACACCUGGGGGGAGGGGUGGCUCCUGGACCCCACCAUGGUUGUAGAGCUGAGUGUGUGUGACUCUGAUGAGGUUCAUUAGUUAUGGGGGUCUGGGCACCAGAGCUCUAGGAUGCACAGGAGCCCAGGGCAGAAGGGGCCAGAUGAGCAACUAGGAAAGACCUGGGGCCAGGGUGCAGUGGGGGUACCUGACGCUCUUGUGAGGCCCCCUCUAGUGCUUGGCCACACUGGAAUUUCAUUGACUCCAAGAAGCCAUCAGGGGUGAGAUGCCUUCCUUUAACCAUCACCAAGAAAGAAGAGGCCUGUCAGUGACACAGUAAGAUGCCAUUCAUGUAAAGAUGUGUCUUGAUUUCAGAGAGGUCUGGAAGUGGAAAGCGGGUGUCAGGGCUGCUGAGUACAGGGUUCGCCUGUAGGCCCCAGGGAUGGUCUUUUGGGGGUGCUCGGUGAGUGCAUGGUAAAUGGAUGGAGCCCAAGGGCGCCUCCUGUGGGUGUUUUCCAAGCACUCAAAUCUAGCCCUUCCAAAGCUGACCUCACAGUCCUUCUGAGGCGGCCUCACUGAUGUUGGUGAUGGGCUGAGUAAUAGCCUCCAAAGAUGUCUAGGUUCUGAACCCCAGAACCUGAAAAUAUGUUCCCUUGCAUAGUAGCAAAAGGGACCCAGUGCCCAGUGCUUCAGUUCAGAAUUUCUUUUUUUUUGAGACAGAGUCUUGCUGUGUUGUCCAGGCUGGAGUGCAGUGGCAUAAUCACUACAAUCACUGCCUCCUGGGUUCAAGCAAUUCUCCUGCCUCAGCCUCCCAAGUAGCUGGGAUUACAGGCACGCACCACCACGCCCACCUCAUUUUUGUUUUGUUUUGUUUUGUUUUUUUUUUUUUGAGAGAUGGAGUUUCACCAUGUUGGUCAGGUUGGUCUCAAACUCCCAACCUGUGCCACACGCCUCAGCCUUCCAAAGUGCUGGGAUUACAGGCAUGAGACACCACGCCCGACUUUUUUAUUUGAAUGAAUGAGAGGUUCUUAUGUUGCCCAAGCUGGCCUUGGACGCAUACCCUCGCCUCCUGAAGCACCAGGACAACUGGCCCGAGCCAGCGUGGCUCCCCAGGAUUUCAUGGUAGGGAGAUGACCCUGGGUGGUUGAGGUGGGCCCUGAGUAAUCAUGGGGGCCUUUAUAAGGGACAGGGAGUCAGGAGGGUCUGCAAGUGAGGCAAGGAAGCUGCUGGCUCUGAAGAUGGCAGGGAGGCCCUGGGCCAGGCAAUGAGGUGGCCCCUGGAGGAGCUGGAAGAGGCAUCGGAUUCUGCCCCAAAGCCUCUGCAGCGAAACGCAGCUGCACUCACAUGACUUCAGCCCAGUGAAAACCAUUCUGGACUCCUAACCUCUAGAACUGUAAGAUAAUAAAUUGGUGUGGUUUUCAGCCUCUAA
Messenger RNA from Callithrix jacchus (white-tufted-ear marmoset), 3987 nucleotides. It is a transcript of the gene CD2BP2, whose product is annotated as CD2 cytoplasmic tail binding protein 2. Gene Ontology annotation, cellular component: U5 snRNP. Gene Ontology annotation, molecular function: protein binding. NCBI's taxonomy places the organism in Eukaryota, Metazoa, Chordata, Mammalia, Primates, Cebidae. The record is from RefSeq and is a predicted model, not a curated record.